GUUUUACCAACCACACCUUCCCCUCGCUGAUCCCAAGAGCUUGUACUCACAUGCAAGUUGCGACCCACCCCGCGCUUUCGCUUGGUCGGCCGCGCGGGCUGUGGUGCGAUGCGUCGUGGACAGUCUAGCUUGGGUUUUCUUUUUGUUGUGACAUGAGCUCUGCUUUGAUGUCUCUGUAUCGCUUCGCCGUGCCUGUUCAGUCCUCGUUACAUGUGAAAUCUGCUUACUCCGAGGUUUUCCUCAAGAGGUUUGGGUAUGGCUUCUGUUCAUGAUUGUAAAUGACCUGCAGCCUUUUGUAUCGUUUUUGCUAUGGCUAACAGUCGAUCGGAGCUGCCCAUUGACUGCUUCAGUCUCUGUACUCCGCUGCAAUGGUAAUUGGAUGUGAUGGAGUUGGGGGAUGCUGGAUAUCCUUGAAUUGCUUCGAAUCACGGUUGUUGUGAUCGAUCAUGGUGUUCCUUGAACCGGAAAUAAGCGACAAUGCUUUAUUGUGAACUAAAAUUGCAGCAAAAGAACAGGAUCAUUAUAUAUUUUCCUUACACUCUCUCCAGAAUUAGUUUGGACAUGAAGAGAAGCUUGGGUUUCAGUAUGGGUCACUGACACCUUGGUUAUUCUCAGGUGUGUAUUUAUGCAACACUGAAUUCUCAGAUGCGACUGGCACAUUCUGCACUCUGUCACAAUCUUGGAUCAUACUAAGAGAUUAGCCUUCCUGUUUUCAGACAGCCGUGUUUCCUGCAUCAUUUCUCUUAAACCACUCACCGACAUCCGCGUUAUGUGUGUGUUGAGCAUUGACCUGGCUUGACAUGAAUGGGGGGUUCACCUUAAGCGUUUUGACUUGAUUGAACGUCAAAUGACCACGUUCUUGUCAUCGAUGAGGUCAAUUUGAGAUUAUCCCAGGCAGACGUUCUAUUACCAGGCACUGCAUUGCCGACAACUACUAAAAAUUUGCGUGCCGCCAAAUUAUUGAUUUCGCAAUUUCAUUGUUACUUCAUGUUAGUUCAGUGGGUACAGCUGACGUAUUUCAACUAUGGGGUGCUUUGAUUUUGUGCCAAAACGGCCCGAGUUUGAAGUGAAGUCUAAGGAGAAGAACAUCCCCUCGGGUUCUGGAGAGGAUAAUGCAUCAGCCGUGAAUUCAGGUAGCUAUGGUCCAUCGGAUUCAAGCAUCAAGGGUGAUUUUGAUGCUCUGUCGUCAUCAGAGUCUGUUCUCAUCAACCCUCCGGGUAACCAGUUUUCACAAAGUGGUUCACUUCGGAAACCAAACGAUCUCAGAGAUUUCACAUUCCAUGAGCUUAGAUAUGCAACUAAGAAUUUUGAUAGGAAAAGUCUCUUGGGAGAGGGCGGAUUCGGUCAAGUGUUCAAGGGCACAAUUAGGCAGAAACAGAAUUUUGGCGGAGGAGAAGAGAAAAUAGAUGUUGCCGUGAAACAACUGAAUUCUCGGGGUGAACAGGGCCAUAAGGAGUGGCUAGCGGAGGUGCAUUUUUUGGGGCUGGUGGAUUCCCCACAUUUGGUGAAGCUCAUAGGGUACUGUGCAGAUGAUACCGAUGAAAGAGGAAUUCAAAGAUUGUUGGUGUAUGAGUUCAUGCAAAAUAAGGGUCUCGACGAUCACUUGUUUCGACCGGGACCAAAUUCUCUCUCGUGGCCCACAAGGGUAAAGAUAAUCUUGGGAGCAGCGCUAGGUCUUGCCUACUUGCACGAAGAUAUGGAGUUCCAAAUCAUUUUUCGUGACUUCAAGACUUCAAAUGUGUUAUUGGACGAAGAUUUUAACUCAAAGCUGUCAGAUUUUGGGCUUGCUAGACAUGGUCCUCAAGAAGGCUACAGUUAUGUCUCUACUGCGAUAGUUGGCACAGCAGGAUAUGCGGCACCGGAGUACAUACAGACAGGUCAUCUCACUAUGAAGAGUGAUGUGUGGAGCUUCGGCAUUGUCAUGCUGGAGGUGCUAACUGGAAGAAGAGUCAUGGAUAGAAAUCGGCCAAGGAAUGAACAGAGAUUAGUAGAAUGGGCGAGACCCUUCGUCAAUGACCAUCACAAACUCUAUCAAAUAGUUGAUCCUGCUCUAAACAACAACUAUCCAGCUAGAGUAGUGCAGAAAUUUGCGCAGCUAGCGUAUCAAUGUCUAAACAAGGUUCCAAAAAGUAGACCAAGGAUGAGUGACGUAGUGGAAAAGCUGAAGAUUGUGCAAGAGAGAACCCUUCACUGGGAAUCUACGCCCUCUCAAUCUCCGUUACAUAAGGGCAGGGUGUCAACAGAGUCUCGGUCUUUGAGCGCUUCACAAGAACUUUCAAGACCAUCCAAAGGAAGUCCCAUAGGUCUACCCCUUGGCUUGUCAGGUAUCCAAAUCGGCAAACCAACAAAGUCUGGCUCAGAAGUAUUCGGUAAUGUAGAUGUAUCACAUCGAAUAUCAAAUCUGAUUUCAGAAGGUUCGAGCCAUUCUCCAAAGUCUGUUGGCACAUCAGCAGCAGGAAGUUCAACGGCAGCCAAUAUAGAAGGGGAGAAACACACUCUUGGAAAAGCUGGGAAGGAGCCGAACUUGGUGGAGAAUGUCGUUGAGGGACGAAAGCAUGAGGACUCGUCUGGAGGUAAUCCAAUAGCUACAUCAGAUACUGCAAAGAAAAGAUCACGAGCAGGCCUUGACAGAUUGGCAAGAAUGAGUCGAGAGAGUGGCCGGUUUAAUUGGAUUCCGCGGCUUUCCUUCUCCACUAACGCCCAUUAGUGUAACUUGGGGUUGAUGGGAUGUCGGGUGCACUGCAUGUGACAAAUGUCUUGGCAGUGAAUUACAUAAUACUUUACCAUAAGCUGGUUGUUCAAGAUGUACAAGACAUAUUGACACAUGACAGACUAACAUUAAUCUAUUGUUAGAUUUGUUAAUUCUUUGUACAGUAACUGGGUGUCCAAGGAUUUACUGUAAGUUAACAUGUGUUCUCUGG
This is a messenger RNA of Physcomitrium patens, 2921 nucleotides long. RefSeq names its product serine/threonine-protein kinase PCRK1. Gene Ontology annotation, biological process: protein phosphorylation. Lineage: Eukaryota; Viridiplantae; Streptophyta; Bryopsida; Funariales; Funariaceae. Gene Ontology annotation, molecular function: protein kinase activity; ATP binding. The record is from RefSeq and is a predicted model, not a curated record.